AUGCCCCGCGCUGGCGGAGGAGAUGGGGGUAGUGGACCCCAGAGGACAGGAGGGGGUGGCUUUGGAGGAUGGCUGGGUGGCGCUGCAAGAGCUAUGACAGGUGGAGGUGUCGGUGGUGGAUACGUUGUUCUGGGUGGCACCAGAUACGGUCUGCGGAUCUCUCAGGAGACCCUGCCACCGAUCAACUCCAGAGAGGAAUCGCAGGAGCGCCGGCGGAAGCGGAAUUCGCGGGAGAGCGACUCGCGGGAGCGGCUGACCGAGAAACCAGUGACGGAAAAACCGCCGAUAGAUCUAGCGGCCAGCAUCGCCGAUUGUUGCUGCAUCGGUCCGCGAUCGCGUCUUCCGCUUCCUCGGAUACCACCGGCGAUCACCUCUUCGACCAUGUCCUCGAUGGCGACGGCAGCAUCGUCGGCGUCAUCGUCGUCGUGUCCUUCGAUUGUCGCCGGUGGUUAUCCGUCCAGGGAAAUCGCCGGCGACUGCUCGUCGCCUCUUCCUGCUUCCACCACGAGCGUCGCGGAGACGACGUCGACGCUCGCUAAUAAUAGUCGCGGCGCGGUGCAAACAUCGGUGGGGAACAUCGGCAGCACCAGCCAGCAGCAGCAGCAACAACAGCCACACUACCACUAUUACCAGCAGCAUUAUCCACACGUAGCGGUGGCGGCGGUAACAUCGUCGUACUCGCCACCGACGACGACGCCGUGUUCACCCUCGACAUCGUUCGGCUACUCGUCUGGCGUCCCGACGACGACGCAGACCGUCUCCGUACCGCGGCAGCUCGCGCAGUGGACGAAGCAUCAGACGCUCAAGCUGCAGGAACCAGCAGUGAUAGCGGUGGACCGAUUGCACAGGUUUCGGUGGAGCGGGGGCGGAGGAGGAAGUGGCAAGAAAUCCUCUUCCGGCCCCCGCAGCGAGAAGGCUGAGCGCCUUCGCGAGCUCACUGAGAAGCUCAAGGGACCAGCACCGGUUCCGCCACCCAGAAGACCGUCGCGAGUACAGGCUUCUUCCCCUCCUCCUAGCGGAUACCAGCCGUCCUCUCAAAAUUAUCCACAGUCGGGCUCGAAUCCAAAUUGUGGCCGUUUUGAGGGUCGCUCGUCUCACCGUAGUUGUACGUACGAGGGCAACCAACAUGGUAACAAUAAUCAGCAAUCUCAGCAUCAUCAACAGCAUCAGCAACAGCAGCAAGAAAAUCCGAAGACGAUGGUCCGCAGUGAGAGUGUCAGUGAAGAGUGUCUCAGUGAUCGGUCGGGAAACAGUGUAUACCGGAAGCCAUGCCAUGAUUCGAGAAAGACCUCGAGAUCAGGCAGACCAGAGAGAAACAGUGAUGACGUCAGUGACCUCAGGAGCAAACCGAAUGCCAGUGCGGAGGCGGCGAAACACUUGAGACAGUACAGUGAUUCCGUGGUGGACAGUGCUACGAGUGUGGACGAUUUGUGCGAUAACCUGAACGUUGCUUCCGUUGGCGGCAACGAGGGGGAGGCCCGGGAUGCCAUCACUAGGUUGGAGCCGCGUGGGCUGCUUACCUUUCACAGGUCCGGCGCGCCCUAUAGGAGUGCCUCCUUUGGCCAGGUGGACUUUAAUCAAGCGAAUCGACAGAAAACUCAACCGAUCGUAACAUCCAAUCGCUCCGAGACCAAAGACAUUCGAGCGAGCACGUUACCCCGUCGUCGGGGUGAUGUCACUCCAACUAGCACAACACCUCAAAACAGCCCCAAUCGACAGAGUCCAAGGACAUCGACGCCCAGCGUCGACAGCGCCGUCGGCUCUGCCGAAGGUCUGGGUGUUUCUCAGCAAGGAAAUCACGAGGAGAUCCGACCCAGAAGCGACGGUUCAGACAGUCUGGCAACAUCCAGCGCACUCACCAGCCCAGAACCACUAGUUCCUGAGACGAACCAAAUCGAGCCCAGAGUCGAAACGGACGCGCCCACCGUUGAACUCGUUGGUCACGAGUCCGUGUACCCUAUCGUCGAAGGGAACAUCGUGGAGGAAACCAUUCAAAAAGAAACUAGGAUAGAGCCGCACGAGGUGAUCAUCACACCACCCCCGGAGGAGCCGCGACUGAGUCAAGCGAGCGAAGGCAGCGAGGCGCCGAGCGAGACGCCUUCGGAGGCGUCCUCGCCAUCCGGCAAAGCGAGACGAUACCGGGGAGACACCAGCAAGAGAAGGAAGGGCGUGUACAUAACUCAAUGGCCAGAGCCUUUGGACGCGGACAGGAACAAGCUGUCGGCUCAGAGCAGCGAGGAGAGAGACGAGCCACCUGCGACGCCCAGCGACCUGUCCGACUGCGAGGGCCACACGCCUCGAAGGUACAGCAAGAGGCCCCUUCGCGGGCCCUACGGGCAGAUGCUGGAGGCCGAGAUGGCGAAACCGCGCACCACCGAUAUCGCGCUCGAGGAAGGUCUUCGUCCUCGCAGAAAGAUCUCCGCGAAUCUCUCGUACAACGCGAGCAGCAACAACAGCGGUUCCGAGCCGCCCACACCCUGCCACCAUCGGACGACCUCCAGUCCGACGAAACUCGAGGGACUUCCGGGGCCGAGUCCUGAGCUGCUCGCGGAGCUGCUGAGAGGGUCCUCGGAGAGGGUGGCUCGCGCACCGGCGCAUCGAAACGACACGAGGACUCACGUGGUUGUGGAGCUUUACGAUACAGAACGAUCCUACGUGGAGGCGCUACAGAUACUAGUCAAUAAAUACUUACAGCCCUUGAAAAGUCCCGAAAAUGCCGGUUUGGUGGAUGCCGCAACAGUCGACGAAAUAUUUUAUCAGGUCCCUGCGCUUCUCAGUCAUCACGAGAUAUUCUUGGAGGAGUUGCGUAGGCGGCUGGACACCUGGGAACUCAGGCAGACGAUCGGCGACGUCUUCCUCGAUGUGUUCACGAAGCCGGUGGUGCUGGAGACAUACACCCUGUUUCUGGACAAUUGGAAGUCUGCGAGGAAGGCGAUAAAAACAACGUGCCAAGCGAAGCCGGCCUUCGCACGAUUUCUCGAGACAAUGGAACGCGAGCACAAGGGCAAGCUGGGACUGGACCAGCUGCUGAUCAAACCAGUGCAGAAGAUCCCGCGGUACGAACUGUUGAUUCAGAGGUUGCUAAAACACACGGAUCCGACGCAUCCUGAUUACGAGUUACUGCAGGCUGCGCAGAAAGAAGUGCACGAGCUGGUCGUGAAGAUCAACUGCACGGAAAGGGAGUCGCUCGAAUGGGAACAGCAACAGACGACGUUGAGGGAGGUCCAGGCCCUUGUCGAAGGUCUCGCUGGUAUCGUAACGAAUGACAGAGCUUUCGUCCGACACGAUCUGGUCACCAUAGCGUCGAAUCAGGGCACACGGAAGGAACGGGCUUUAUUUUUAUUCUCCGAUCUCCUCGUCAUCACCAGCAUCAAGCGCAGAAGCGGCACAAUAAGAAAACCGUCAACCACGUGCCCGAACAGUCUGGUCGGUCUGCUUGACGCAAAUAAGUAUAAAAUGUUGAUGCGAAUCUCACUGGAUGAUCUCGAAGUAAUGAAAGCCAAAGACGAAAAUUUAAGGCGAAUGGCACGCGAAGUCGACUAUCUCCGAGAAGACUGCACAAAGUUGACUCAGCUGCAGGAGCUCGCCGCAGCUUUGCAUGGUGCCAAGCAACAGUUGGAAGACCUUAUCAAGGAUAUGCUGAGUCAGGCCCAACGGCAAUUGGCAGAAAGAAACGCGGCGCAUUCCCAGUUGGCUUGCUUGGAACUUACACUCAAUACUCAAGCUGGGAUCGAGAAUAUAUCUGUCAUGUUCGCGAAGCCUGACAAGCGUGCGAGUUGGGAGGAGAGCUUUAAUGAAGCCAAACAGAAGCUCGCGUUAUCAGCUGACAGGAGACCAUGUCCUGAAUUCGUUGGGCCUCUGCCCAUCAGGAAAACGCGAGCGGGUCUGCAGUUUACUUGCGCAGCGCCAACAUUGGCGAAUGGACAGGGAUCGAAGGAUGUCUGGGUAUGUAAUAGUGACGGUUACGUCGGUCAGGUGUGCGUGUUGAGUUUGAGCCCAGAACCACCGCAAGUAACAUCGUGCAAUGGAGUCUGUAACGCCAGGAUACUCUGCGUCGCUGGAAUACCCGUAUGCACACCUGGUUCAAACUUGUGCAUGUCGAACAAUAGUCCGUUCGUUAAUAGCAAGAAUAGUAUAAGCAUAUCGGUGCAAGACGUGGAUGCUAGCAGCGGUAAUAUACAGUUAGACAGUAGCUCGAGCUCCGACGAUUCGGACUCGGACGACAUUCCAAGCGCAGACACGGGCAGUGUGACGCUGAGCGGCGACGUAUCGAGUAUUGACAAUACUAUCACGGAAGAGGAUGCGAAUCAGCCCACAAUGUGGCUAGGAACCGAGGAUGGUUGCAUUCACGUGUAUAACUGCAACGAUAACAUUCGGAUCAAGAAGAAUAAAGUAAAGAUACAGCACGGCAGCAGCGUGCAUUGCAUCAUAUACUUGGAUAACAAAGUGUUCGUUUCUCUUGCCAACGGAGACAUCACCGUUUACGUUCGGGACCAUACCGGUGGAUGGAACACUCCGGAUCCCACGACGGUGUCCGUCGGGACGGUAGCGUCACCAGUGACCAAAAUGCUGUCCGUCUCUGGGAAACUUUGGUGCGGGUGUCACAAUAGCGUUAAAGUUUUGAAUACCCACACCCUGGACAUCGAGCACACGUUUGCUGUAAGCAGCGAUACGAGCCGCGCCGUUUCCUGUAUGGCAAACUCUGGAGGUUUAGGCGUUUGGAUUUCAUUACACAACAGCGCCGUACUAAGGCUUUUCCAUUCCGGUACAUACGAAUGCCUAACCGAUAUCAACAUCGCCCCAGCUGUUACCAAAAUGCUUGCCAGUUGUGAUGACAUAAUUCGGCAGCACAAGGCAGCCUGUCUCAGGGUCACCGCACUAUUGGCUUGCAACGAGUUGCUUUGGAUCGGUACGAGCGCUGGCGUGCUGCUCACCGUGCCAAUUCCCCAUAUAAAGCCAUCCACUCAGAGGAUGUCGCAGCCACCGAUCGUGACUGGAAUUCCUCACGGACACACAGGACACGUGCGUUUUCUCACCUGCGUAGAAACACCGAAUCCCUCGAAACCAGACCCUCGUCCAAAGGUGAAUCGUUAUUCAUUGAAAUCGAAUAAAACGCAACAGAACAAUAUCAAUCGUGGUAAACUCUUGGUGAUAUCCGGCGGAGACGGUUAUGAGGACUUCCGCGGACCUCAAGCUUCGGCCGAGUUGCAGGCUGGUCGCGAGGACUCCACGAACCAUCUACUGCUGUGGAAAGUGUGAUACAAUGUAGCACGACCCCAGACAAGGGUCGCGGUAAACGAAAACCGGCAUGACACGCCGUGGGAAUCGUUAUAUGUGCAACACGCAGACGGACGCCGUCGCUGUCGUCUGAUCGUGGCCGAUCAGGACGUAUCGGCGCGCCGAGUUUUCAGGGAACGCGGGAAGGUUCUCUGGUUGGUAUUAGCCGAGUGGAUUAAGAGCAAGAUGCGAGAACUGCAUUACUCUCAAGACGUAAGGAAGUAUCGUUUGCAGUUCACACGGGAGUCCGACCGAUCGAGGACGGUCACGGAUUUGUCUCUAUCAUCGUUGUGCAAUUUAUGAGCGGAUCUGCUAUUUCUGACUAUGAUCAAUCACGUCGGUCUGAUGUAAGAUCAUUUACCAACAAUGAGUGCUCGC
This is a messenger RNA of Cyphomyrmex costatus, 5655 nucleotides long. RefSeq lists its product as uncharacterized. Gene Ontology annotation, biological process: actin cytoskeleton organization. Bases 1 to 5259 code for a protein of 1752 amino acids. The transcript has 24 exons. Gene Ontology annotation, molecular function: guanyl-nucleotide exchange factor activity; protein binding. Lineage: Eukaryota; Metazoa; Arthropoda; Insecta; Hymenoptera; Formicidae. The record is from RefSeq and is a predicted model, not a curated record.